Molecule: messenger RNA, 3885 nt
Organism: Colletotrichum lupini
Lineage: Eukaryota; Fungi; Ascomycota; Sordariomycetes; Glomerellales; Glomerellaceae
Exons: 26
Coding region: 1-3885 (1294 amino acids)
Source: RefSeq, a predicted model, not a curated record
AUGCUAAACAAACCGUGCCCCAGUUCCGUUCCCGUUUACACCGCUACUACUUCAGAGUCUGUACCGUUCCUGUUCCUGUUCCUGACUCCGCGUCCCCUGUCCUUGUCUGUGGUUGUCAAAUUUUCGUCAAACUCCAAUAUUGUGGGAAAUUCUUUUCUUCAAAAUCCAGGAACCACGAACAAAGCCCACUUUGACUGGGAUGAGGGGAUCUUGCGUCCAAAAUCCGGGUCCGUUCUUCCUCUGCAAGGUCAGAACCCGCCCCAGAACUCUGUCGGAAAUUCAGGAACAUGUGGCAAAUUUUCUAGAAGUUCCAUCGAAAUUGGAGUUAAGAUUUCUCUCCGUAUUUUUCCUUGCCUCUCCGGUACCCAGCAGCCUGUCACCAACCAACACAUGGAAAUCCACGAGGCUGGGGUUUCGGGGAACCAGUUGGUUCUGUCACACGAACUCUCUCUCUCCCAUUCUCACCUGAGCAGAUUUUCCCCCACAAAAAACGGUUGUGGGAAUAGCAUCGUCAUUCCGGGCCCCACGAAAUGCACGUCGUCGAUCUUUCUUCUGCCAGUCAGCAGACCCAGAGUAUGGAGUACCUUGCUCUGCGCUAUUGUUGGAACACACAACACACCGGACGGGGUACCGACUGCCGGAACCCGGUCAGGGUAUCAUCGCCUCGUACAAUGGAAGAAGAAACAUCAAGAAAUCGAGAGAAAUUGGUCAUCAAGGAAAUACGGUGAAAUGAGAAUUUCGGAACUCCCAGAACGCCGUGCCUCACCGUCCCCAUCCCGUUUCUCCGUCCUGGCAUCCAUCGUGCAGAUGCAGCGUCGCAUCGAACGUGUCCCCGUGACGGGUUCCAGAGGACCGGUACCAACCAGAAGGAAAAGUUGGAGACAGUGUACACUACCCGUACACGAACGAGCUGCAGCAUCCCGUCUUUCGGUGAAUACUGUGCCUUGCUUUACUUCCCACGAACGCGUCGUCACUUAUGCCGUUCAAGAAAUCACAUCCUCCGUGAUCACUGAUGGGUGCCCGACUGCCCGUAGUACCAUAGUCCGGCGUACGCACGCAGCGGCAGGAUCGUGUACUCGUCGCAAAAGAGGGCUAAACACUAAAGUGCUUGCGCCCACUAGUUCGCGUGGAAAACCAAUACCCAUUUGCCCUGUUCCAGCUCUCUCAAUCAAGUUUCGCUCAGGAACCGAGGCACCGGGAGAGGCUUCCCUUCGGCCCAGGAACAAAGAGUCCGUGUGCUCGCGGGCGCUUACACGCUGCAAGCCCCGAUCCAGGCAAUAUUUCACGAUCAUCGAGGACAAGAUGGACUUCUUUUUCUUCCCCCCCAAUCUAGCAGAAACUUGCCUAGUUGGGCCAAACAAAACUUGGAGAGCUCCUCCUCGUCUUCGGCCGAGAACCUCCGUAUCUCAGGAGUUUGGGCCAAGGUUUAAUUCCCCAGGUAGCUCUUUGCAGCUUUGCUUCUUCCUCCACGACGGCAGGAUCUCGCGACGUCGGAAAGCUGUCACUGCGACGGUAGAAACAUCCUCUCAUACAGAAGAUCCUUGUUUUGCAUCCUUGCAUCGCGUAACCAGGAGGUCCAAUGCAGAAAACACAGAAACCCAUCAUCUGAUCAAAAUGAUUCCAUCAGAAAACCCUGUUUUGGCGCCGGGCUUGGAGACUUGGAGACUUUGGGAGGUUAACUCGGCACUUCGGUUGACUUACUUGGGGCCAUACGCCAUUGACUCCUUCGCUCCGUAUUUCUGUCAUAUGGUCACGAUCUUCUCCUCUGCUCUCCACCCGCCCGACCGUGCACACGCAAUACACCGCUCAAUCGAGCUGCAGGAGCAAGAGAUGCGGAACCUUGGAUACGGGGUGGGCGUCGCAAUCGUUUGGGGAUGCCGGGAACCAGGUGCAAAUCACCCCCUCAUGACGGGCAGGCAGAUUGACGAGGCGUGUCACGAUCGAACUUCUCCAGAGUCUCCAGCACCACUCACUCCCACCAUAUCAGACGAGAAGCGUACGGUAGGUGAUACUCGGCGCGAGCAACCGAUUUCCACGAUGAUCGGUCAGAGGCCUGUCUGUCCGUCUGUUGUCUAUGGUUUCAACCGGCGACCUCCGCGAUCGAAAGGAGACUGUUCAGCUGAUUCCGUUCCAGGCGAUGAGUAUCAAAAAAUGAGAAGAGAGUGGCACAGAUGGUUCGAGUGGCUGAAGCGCUUCAUGCGACUGAUGUCUCUCUGCCCGGAGACAUGGAGCCUUUCUUCGAGCGGCAUCAAGGUCCUGGAGCUCUCCCCGGUCAAAACGGAUGAUCCAAAAUACCCAGAUAGUUGGACGCCUCGCCGCCCGCCAUUUGCUGCAUGUUCCAUCAUCUUCGAAACCUGCAGGAAUGCCGCCGCUGUCGGACAAUUACCGCAAAGGAAAAGCCUGGCAUCAAUAUUUCCUUGGGGGCGGGGUCUGAAGCGAGGUCAGAGACAACACGAUAGUGUUGAUUUACUUGAUAAUGUUGCCACGGUUCACGGCAUAUGCAGGCAGACGAAUUCCACCAUGAAUUGGGGUUACUGCGGCUGGCGCGUCGUACCCAUCCACCUCCAGUGGCAGUCUUGUUGCGAUGGUGACAUUAUCGCCCGACUUGAGGUAACUGAUAAGAUCCUGGCGCCAUCAAUGAUCGCCCGCAACCCCGUCCUUUGCCUGUUGCGUGCCAGACUGUGGUCUCGGGCGGCUGCUUCAUCGACCGACCCCAAGUAUACUCGGUGCCCCGCGGGCGUUUUCUCUGAGGCGAUUGACGUGUCUCUUAAAACUCUCUUACUCGGCAGCCUCGGCAUCGUCCUUCUUGUCAAGAGAGGACCACAGCUCAUUGCCUCCAGCCUUCGAUUCGUUGUUGACACGAGGUGUGCGACGCAAGCCCCCAAAAGCGUCCACCGUUCUCCCCCCCCUCCGCCGAGAAUGAUGACAAAGUGGCCCCCAAAAGAGCUCGGGAAGCACAGAGGCGUCCGCUCUGUUGGCUCAGUUCACCGUAUUUCCCACGUGGUGCUUGGCAAGGGGCCGGCCGACGGGCAACAACCCACCCCUGACGAUCACACCACACCUUGGACACCUUCGAACAGGGAUCUCUUCGAGCGAGCGAGCGAGCCGCUGGCUGCUGCUGAUGUGUACUGCGUACGCCCGGACCUCCCCCAAGCUCAGGUCUUCUUGCUCAUCAGGCUUUCAGCAGAGACGGGGUGCGAAUUACAGAUAGUUCGCGAGCCAAGAACGCACAGUCGAAGCCUGAUUGAUGUUGGCUCGACACAGCCCAUCGCUGGUCAGCUGAACUCCGCCGGUCUUGCUGUUGGUACAAGGGGAAAAUUGGCGACGGAUUCUGAGAAGGCCUCAGUUGUAUUACUCUAUUCCAAUUUAUCGUCGCCCGCAGCAAGGGACAACGUCGCGGGGCACUUACAAGUCACGGACAACGUGCCAUACUUACCAGAAGAGGUCUUUAACAAACGGAGGUUUGCCUUUUCCCCUACCCCAUACGAUGCCGCCGUAGUCGCCGUCAUGGUGACCCACCUCCGCGACCCGCCGCGAACCCCCCGCUGCCCAGAAAGUCCGUCGGCCGAGCAUGUCAAAAAGAGGGUGCCUCUGAGACGCGCAAACCCAGAACUCGGUUUGCGUCAAAAUGCCCGCACGUCCCGCUCAAACGGUAGAGAAGGCAGACGCUUUACGGACUCUGUGGACAGUUUCGUCCGGUCCCUCGACAAGGGCCAUCGACGUUGGUUCACUGUUUCCUCGGCUUCGUUUUCUGCUACGCCCAUGGCCCGAAAGACCGGGUGUUGUGCCAUCACCGCUCCAACGAUCGUCCACACCCUCAUUCUACCGUCGACCCAUGGCAGUGCGUGGUCAUGUGUACUCAAGGCUGGGGGGUUGCAUUUUUGA